Messenger RNA from Erythranthe guttata (spotted monkey flower), 992 nucleotides. RefSeq lists its product as uncharacterized. The record is from RefSeq and is a predicted model, not a curated record. NCBI's taxonomy places the organism in Eukaryota, Viridiplantae, Streptophyta, Magnoliopsida, Lamiales, Phrymaceae.
GGGCAUUUCUCUAGUAUAAACUAGACGAGCGAAUAUAUUCCAGCAGGCCCAAAUUGCAAACUAUCAAAAUCAAGAAAUCUUUUUUUAGAGCUCACAAUUCAGAAUUUGCUGGAAACAUCUGGUUCUUAACUGAAGAAAACGACAGAAAGAAGAAGAAACUGUAAUGCCAUGAACGGCGGGGACGCCGAUAUGAUGGAGGCGGAUGUUACAUCUCCACCGCCACCGCCGCCGGACCCGAUUUCCGAUCCUAACGCCGCCAGGAAUUGGCUGCUGACGGCGCGCCAGCUCCUUCAUCAAGGGAAACCUUCUCAGGCCCUCCAAGCGGUGGUGAUGGCGAUGAAAAUACAAGGGGAUGAAGGAUCGGUAGCCGAGGCUCUAAAUCGAGCAAGAGAGAAGUACGUGAAUAAAAUCCAGACGAAUGCCGCUGCAGAUCAAUUAGCCUCUCUAUUUGCAGAGUGCGCAAUUGCCGAAGCCACUACCACCACUCCCUCUUUUCAACAACCGCAAUCUCAACAUUAUAAUAAUAAUAAUAAUAUUAAUAAUAACGAAGGAACUACCUCAAUACUCGCUGAGAGUGGGAGGAACCAAAUUGUGCUCGAUGCAUCGUCUGAUGGGAGCAGCUUCGUUUGCUUGCAGUGUGGGGGCCUCGUUUCUAAUCUCCGUAAAGACGAACAUUUCGCCUUCUGGUGUAGCCAAACCUGAUUUUGAGUGAUGUAUGUGAAACCCCUUACUUCGGUUUUUUUAGUUUGUGUGUGUGUUCGUAUUUGUGCACUAUUGAUGAUGUUGUAGUUUACCUAAUAGUACUAUGGUAGUAUUUUGACCGGCUGGGAGGAGUCGGUUGUGAACCGAUGAAAUUUUUGGCAUCAUAUAUACCGUGUAUGAAUAUGAACAAAGGUUUUUUUGUUCUGUUGUAUCUUUCGAUCGAACUUGUAUCAUCUCCUAAGCAAAACUUUCGCCGUAGAAUGCAAUACAAUGUUAUUAGUUGUUUAUUU